Molecule: messenger RNA, 1718 nt
Organism: Menidia menidia (Atlantic silverside)
Lineage: Eukaryota; Metazoa; Chordata; Actinopteri; Atheriniformes; Atherinopsidae
Source: the annotation of a GenBank genome assembly
GUUCGUUUGAAUUCCAAUGUUUUACCCGCAAAAACAGCUACAACAAAACACAAAAACAAAGUAUAAAAGAAACUUCCGGUAAAAUAUUUGCAGGUUCCUGUUUCUCUUCAAGCGUUGGGCUCGUUUUGAACACCUUUACAGUCCGCUGUGCUACAACCUCAUAAUCUAACGCAAACUUUGGAACGCCGCCCGUCUUGCAGAUAGUGCAACUUAAAACCAGCCAUAUGAUCUCAUGCGUUAGAUUACGCUUUUUUGCUGGAUAUUUUUGUUGUUUGUAAAGGAAAACAGGCAUAAACCAUCCUGAGGGCAGUGAUGAAAAGAUGCACAACUUAGCAAUAGUUAUUCGGAAGCUCCAUCAGUUGAAAAAAUGAACCACUGAUGUGGUGGAAAGUCAGUAGGUCCCAGUUUGAAUGAAAUUCCGCAGAUAUGAAGAUCACAGAUAGUGCGUUACGGAGCUUUAGGGUAGCCAGGACAUAUCGAAACAAUUCAGAAAAGGUUAAUUGUAUAGACUACAGCCCAAAUGGUGAAAAUGCGAUAUCAAGCAGCAACGACGACUGCAUUGUGUUAUAUAACAUCCAAGAAGGAAAACCAAGUAGGACCCUGUACAGCAAGAAGUAUGGAGUAGAUCUCAUCCGCUACACGCAUGGAGACACACACACAGUGGUCUACAGCUCCAACAAACUGGAUGAUACCAUCCGAUACUUGUCCCUCACUGACAACAAGUACAUCAGAUAUUUCCCAGGUCACACUGCUCGGGUCACUGCGCUCUCCAUGUCUCCAGUGGACGAUACCUUCAUCUCCAGCUCGUUGGACAAGACUAUCCGAAUCUGGGACCUGCGUUCUCCCAACUGCCAGGGUUUGACUAAUCCUCUGGGGAAACCUGUGUGCACAUUUGACCCGGAUGGUCUGAUAUUUGCUGCUGGGGUGGAAUCUCAGGCCAUUAAGCUGUAUGACCUCCGUGCUUUUGAUAAGGGUCCCUUUGCCAGCUUUGAGACCAGGUUUAAUCGUGUCUGUGACUGGACUGGACUCAAAUUCAGCAGCGACGGGAAUCAGAUCCUCAUCUGUACAAAUGGAGGGGCCAUUCGCGUCCUGGAUGCCUUCAGUGGAUGUGUGCUGCACACUUUUUCAGGCUAUAACAACAGUAAAGGCAUCUCUCUGGAGGCCUGCUUCACUCCAGACUCAAAGUUCGUCAUGAUCGGUUCAGAGGAUGGAAGGGUUCACGUUUGGAGCACUGAGAGUGGGAUGAAAGUGGCGGUGUUAGAUGGCAAGCAUCCAGGACCCAUCAACACUCUGCAGUUUAAUCCCAGAUACAUGACCUUUGCCAGUGCCUGCACAAACAUGACUUUUUGGCUCCCCUGCCUCGAUGAGCCAUAAAGCAACCAAAACACUUAACCCACCCCUUGAGGUGUGCUAUAUUAGUGAUGGACGCUCCUUUGUGGCACAGUAGGAUCCGUUGGCACAAGAGAUUUUUCUUCGGAGCAAACUACGUUUUUUAAGUCAAUUUCUUUUACCAGCAGCAUCCUGAAGAUGUUGAGUGAGUGGAUGCGGCAUGUGCUGAGCCAAACAAUAGUUGUUUUCUGCAAAAAGUUACUUUUAACACCAUAAUAUAAAUAUCAUUAUUAUUUCUACCCCUAUUAUGCGGUUUUAUUAUGUUGUAACUAAUCCAUGUUUUUAUUGUUUGAAUUUGGUAUAAUAAACUUUUUUUUUAAACACGCCCA